AUGGAAACACUCACGAAAGAAAAAGGUGUUAAUUCAUUUAAAGUAUUUAUGGCUUAUAAUGGUGUGUUUAUGUUACAUGAUAGUGAAAUAUAUCAAGUAUUUACAAAAUGUCGAGAAUUAGGAGGAAUAGCCAUGGUACAUGCUGAAAAUGGCGAGAUAAUCACAGAAUUAGAGAAAGAAGUAGCCAAACUUGGAAUUACGGGACCAGAAGGUCAUUUGUUGAGUAGACCAGAAGAACUUGAAGCCGAAGCCACCAAUAGAGCAAUUACUAUUGCCGAACAGUCACGAUGCCCAUUGUAUGUUGUUCAUGUAAUGAGUAAAUCAGCUGCCGUUAAAGUUUGUGAAGCAAGAAGAAGAGGUCUUGUGGUUUUUGGAGAACCAAUAGCGGCUAGUCUUGGUGCCGAUGGUUCUCAUUAUUUUAAUAAAUGUUGGAGGCAUGCAGCUGCACAUGUAAUGUCACCACCAUUGAGACCAGAUACAACAACAACAUCUUACUUAAUGGAUCUUCUAGCAAAUGGUUCAUUAUCGGCAACUGGUACCGAUCAUUGUACAUUCAAUGCAAAUCAAAAAGCAUUAGGGAAAGACGAUUUUCGUAAAAUUCCUAAUGGUGUUAAUGGUGUUGAAGAUCGUCUAUCUGUUAUCUGGACGAAAGGAGUUAAUACAGGAAAAUUAGAUGAAAAUCAAUUUGUGGCUGUUACAAGUUCAAAUGCUGCGAAAAUAUUUAAUAUUUAUCCUAAAAAGGGUCAUAUUGGUAUUGGAUCCGAUGGUGAUAUCAUUUUGUGGGAUUCUCAAGCAAUAAAAACAAUUUCCGCUACAACUCAUCAUCAAGCAUGCGAUUUUAAUAUAUUUGAAGGUUUACAAUGUCAAGGAUUGCCUGUAGUGACAAUUGUUAACGGAAAAAUUGCUUUUGAAAAUGGACAGCUCAAUGUAACACAAGGUACAGGAAAAUAUCUGGAAACACAACCACAUGGCGAAUAUGUUUAUCAAAAACUGAAAAAACGCGACGAAUUAAGAGAAGAGUUAAUAAAACAACAGAAAAUUGAACGUGAACCAUAUACAGGCGAAGUGUUUAAUGUCUCGACUACGAGCAAUGGUAAUGAUUCUAAAACAAGUCCAAAACAGUCGACUGAACAACCAGCUGGAAUAGGAUUUCAUAAUCGUCCACCAACAAAAGCUGGUAGCAGAAAUUUAUUUGAUUCAAGUUUUUCACUCUCAGGAGAUCAGUGGGAUGAUAAUCAACCACGUACACAAACACGCGUCAGACAACCACCAGGUGGACAAACCAAAGGUUUAUGGUAA
Messenger RNA from Didymodactylos carnosus, 1299 nucleotides. NCBI's taxonomy places the organism in Eukaryota, Metazoa, Rotifera, Eurotatoria, Philodinida, Philodinidae. The record is from the annotation of a GenBank genome assembly.